Molecule: messenger RNA, 1742 nt
Organism: Oenanthe melanoleuca
Lineage: Eukaryota; Metazoa; Chordata; Aves; Passeriformes; Muscicapidae
Gene: GATD3
Product: glutamine amidotransferase class 1 domain containing 3
Exons: 7
Coding region: 161-940 (259 amino acids)
Cellular component (GO): mitochondrion
Source: RefSeq, a predicted model, not a curated record
CUCCCCGCCGCCAGGGGGCGCCGCCAAGGGCGCAGCGGCCUCCGGGGCGGCCCUCGCGGUUCCGUGGGCCUCGGCCGCUCCUUUCCCGGCUCCUCCGCUCCUUUCCCGGCUCCUCCGCUGCCCGUCCCGGCUCCUGCGCCGCCGCUCUCCCGCCCCAGCCAUGCUGCCCUCCCGAGCCCCGGCGCUGUGCACGGCUCUGCGGCGAGCAGCGCCCGCCGGCCUCGCCUCCUUCCACUCCUCCGCUCGGCGCUGCCGCGCCGCCCGCGUCGCUGUGGUCCUGUCUGGCUGUGGUGUCUAUGAUGGCACAGAAAUCCACGAGGCAUCAGCUGUACUGGUGCACCUGAGCCGUGGGGGAGCUGAGGUUCAGAUGUAUGCUCCAGAUGUGCCUCAGAUGCAUGUCAUUGACCACAGUAAGGGACAGCCAGCUGAAGCUGAGUCAAGGAAUGUUUUAGUGGAAUCUGCAAGAAUUGCUCGUGGUAAAAUCACAAGCCUGGCUAAGCUGACUACAGCAGACCAUGAUGCUGUGAUAUUCCCCGGUGGAUUUGGAGCUGCCAAAAACUUAUCCACCUUUGCUGUUGAUGGGAAGGAUUGCAAGGUGAACAGAGAAGUUGAGCGAGUCCUGAAAGACUUCCACAAAGCAGGCAAACCUAUUGGCCUGUGCUGCAUUUCCCCAGUUCUGGCAGCAAAGGUGCUCUCUGGUGCUGAGGUAACUGUGGGCCAUGAAGAAGAGGAAGGGGGCAAGUGGCCUUAUGCUGGGACUGCAGGAGCCAUCAAAGAGCUGGGAGCAAAGCACUGUGUGAAAGAAGUAACCGAAGCUCAUGUGGAUACAAAAAAUAAGGUGGUGACCACCCCAGCAUUUAUGUGUGAAACAGCAUUACACCAUAUCUUUGAUGGCAUUGGGGCAAUGGUAAAGAAUGUGCUAAAAUUAACUGGCAAAUAAAAGCAGAAAUGUUUAAAUUUAGGACAUAGUAUCAAACAUAUCAUGGACCAAUGGAGACAUUUGCACCUGCUUGUCCUGUUCAGACUCUAGUGAAUGCUGAUAUGAAGCUGAUUCCCAGCUGCAGGAUUUUUAUGCCUUUUUGAGAGAGAAGCAUUGCAGAGGACGAGAAGCCUGUGCUGAGACACAGAGCAUGUUCUUGAGCUUUUCCAUCUGGAGAGAGCUGACUGGAUGUGUUCUGAAACAAAGUCUUCCCAGCACACCAAUGUCAAGCCAGCUCUAAGGGGGAAAAUGAGACUCAAGGCCAUUUCAGAAGCUGAGGGUAGAUGAGAGGAAUGAAUGCAUGGUUCAAGGUGCCUAAGCUCAGGCCUGUGUCUGGGAAAUAACAGCCAGGGCCAUCUGCUGAGGGAAAUGCCAUCUUCCACAUCUUAAUUUAACUCAAUAUUAAUGAAAAGAUUUUGUUUCCAUUUUGAAGAAUUCUGCUUUCACAAAGAAACACCAAUCAGCAGCAGGACACAACUGCCACAACAGUAGCACUUUGAGAAACUCAUCCAUUGGCCCAUUAAAGUUUUAAAAGGUCUUGAAAUGAAGAAGAAAAUAAUACCUGCUGACACGACGCACAACUCUUAAGGACAGCACCUCUGUUAAAGCAAUUGUAUGACAGGUAGUGAAUGCAAUAAACAAUCUCAAAUUAUCCUAACUUCCUCUGUUUUAGGUUAAUAAAGCUUUCUCCAAAGAAGUAUUAUGUAUGUAUGUAUGUCUGGAAUAAUGAUGUAUAAAUAAAUAAAUUUCUGCCUUUAUCUUA